AAAUGAAUGUAUAUAAUUACACAACACAGACUAUAAUAAUGUUUAAGUGAUGAAAAGGAUUACUGUACAGAUUUUUUAAUCUGGCUUAAUACAUUAAAAUGUUUUCUCUACGCGUACGUCUAGUGAUAUUUAUUGUUUUCACUUUGCUGUUUGGAAUAUACGGAAAGGAAAAUACCUCAGAUUUCAUCAACAAUUAUAAAAAGUACAACACUGUCUGUAAAGGAAUGGGAUUUGAAGAAAAAACUUGCAAAGGAAAAGGUGUGAUCGCAUUCAAUGCACUCUUGACAGCUGAUCAGCAAAGACCGACAAAAAAGGCAGUUAUCAUUUUCAAAAAGGUAAUAUUAAACUCUGGAAAUGCAUAUGAUGCAACCACUGGAAAGUUUACAGCUCCUGCCGACGGAAUAUACUCUUUUACAUGGACUAUUGCAACAGAUGCUGGAAAGUAUUUAAACACAGAAAUCCUAAUGAACUGUAAGCCUUUUAGUUACAACCAUGUAAAUGGUAGGGAUGGAAGUUCCAACUACGAAAGUGGAUCAGCAACAGCUAAUAUAGAAAUGAAAAAGAAUGACGAAGUUUGGCUCAGAGCGUAUGACGGCGGUGGGUACGCCAGAGACACCCGGUCAUCUUUCUCUGGCUUCCAGAUAUAAAACUGAAAAUUCUUAAAUUUAUGUUUUUGACAUGUGAUCUGUUUAAAAAAACACUUUUGCAAUGCAACGGUCAUUCAAUAAAUAAAUCAAAAUGUCUUAUAAAAAUAUGAAUCUUCGAUUACGGUAGCAUACAAAAUGUAGGUAUGCAGUCAAGAUACCUG
This is a messenger RNA of Saccostrea cuccullata (small rock oyster), 808 nucleotides long. Its product is annotated as adiponectin-like. NCBI's taxonomy places the organism in Eukaryota, Metazoa, Mollusca, Bivalvia, Ostreida, Ostreidae. The record is from RefSeq and is a predicted model, not a curated record. Gene Ontology annotation, molecular function: protein binding. The transcript has 3 exons. Bases 99 to 647 code for a protein of 182 amino acids.